Molecule: messenger RNA, 1969 nt
Organism: Haliotis rufescens (red abalone)
Lineage: Eukaryota; Metazoa; Mollusca; Gastropoda; Lepetellida; Haliotidae
Product: glycoprotein-N-acetylgalactosamine 3-beta-galactosyltransferase 1-like
Exons: 7
Coding region: 177-1271 (364 amino acids)
Cellular component (GO): membrane
Molecular function (GO): N-acetylgalactosaminide beta-1,3-galactosyltransferase activity
Source: RefSeq, a predicted model, not a curated record
GGGUUGGGUCGUGGUCCUUGGGUCGUUUGGCGAGUGUAUCAGCUGAUUAUUCUGCACCGUUGAAUAAGAAUGACGUGAUGAGGCAUUUGCAUGCCAAUGUGCACUCCUUGAUGUUAAGAUAUUGAGGUGCAGGACUCAAGGUACUGUGUAUAACUGAGUCUUUGGAACUGGAAACAAUGACAGUCAACAUCAGAAGACUAUGGCCCAAAGUGUAUAAGAUUGGAUGGGUGAAAUGCUUGUUUGUGGUGGGAGUCGUCUUAAUAGUAUUCUUCUUGUUGCAAAAGAAAGAAGAAGGCCACUCGAACCAAGGGCAUGCCCGUUAUUCCUGGGGCUCUGUGCACAAAGUUAAAGCGGUCUCCUCAUCUCCUCCAGGCCACGCCCGUUUUUCCUGGGGUUCUGCGGACAAAGUUAAAGUUCAUGCAGAGGACAGUGUCGCUCAAGGACUACAUAAAAAAAUUCGUAUUUUGUGUUUGGUAAUGACCUUGAAAGAGCAUGAAGAAUCGCGAGCUCUUGCCGUCAACCAGACCUGGGGACAGAGAUGUACCAAGCUACUAUUCGUCACCUCGGACAUCAUGGCGGAUCUUCCAUCAUUGGUCUUAAAUGUUCAAGAUGGUAGAGACCAUUUGACUGCCAAAACUAUGGCCAUGUUCAAAUUUGCUUUCAAACAUUAUUUGGACCAGUUUGACUGGUUUCUUAAAGCAGAUGAUGACGCGUUUUUCGUAAUGGAGAAUUUGCGAUAUUUAUUGUCAUUCCAUGACCCAUCAAAUAAAGUUUAUGUGGGACAUCACUUCAAGAGAUAUGUCGACAGUGGAUAUAUGAGUGGGGGAGCAGGUUAUGCAAUAAAUAAAGCCGCCUUGAGACAUUUCGGCCAAAAUUCAAAUUUAUGUGUAACUGAUGGUUGGGGGGAAGAUAUUGACUUCGGAAGGUGCAUGGAGGCAAUAGGGGUACAGUGUUACCAGACCAAAGACAUCCUCGGGAGAAACAGCUUCCAUGGCCUCGGCUUCGACGAGACAAUGUACUGGUUUGAUAAUAUCAAGCUCCACGCCGUCCAAGUAAAAGAACCAAUACAUAUUGGUCCAUCCUGUUGCAGCCAACUCUCCGUCAGCUUCCACUACAUCUCGCCACAACAGAUGUAUCAGUUUGAGUUCCUGCUGUACCGCAUGGCCGUGUAUGGGAGACACACCCCUGACCACAUGUUUGAAGACUUCUUCCCAGCAGCCACAAUACCAGAGGGACAUUACACAGAAGACCCCAUUCCUCGCUUUUCUUGAACCAUUUGUAAAAUGCAUUACAGAAGUAACGACCUAAAGAGCAUAUACCACUCACCAUUGGCUAGGGACCAAAUCGUCUUCUUUUCUUUCAAGUAUUGUCCUUAGCAAAUGUUGAAUAGUAUAUAUGGUAUUAAGCUACAUCAGUGAGUGAGUGAGUGAGUGAGUAUUGUUUUACGCCGCUUUUAGCAAUAUUCCAGCAAUAUCAUGAUGGGGGACACCAGAAAGGGGCUUCACACAUGGUUCCCAUGUGGGGAAUCAAACCCGGGCCUUUGGCGUGACAAGAAACGCUUUAACCACCAGGCUACCUGACCGCCCCUUAAGCUACCUCAACAUGUCUGAGAAAAUGGUGUGGCAUUUAUCCUUUUAUAUGCAGUCAUGAUCUCGGUUUAAUACUAACACAACUUUUGGAAACUAGUGCCGACAGACAUCCUUUUCGGUACACUUAGUAACAAUCUGUGAUUAGUUUCCAACUUUUCCCCAACUGUUAAACAUAAAUUUUGGACCUAAAAAAGGGAAAAAGGGUCCAUUUAUAGCUUGUAUAUAUGUAUUGCUUUAACGAUAGGUAGGUUGUAUCAAUAUAAUGAUGCCCGUGAAGAUCGGGGGUAGAAUAGGUCUUCAUCAACCUAUACUUGCCGUAAAAUGCGACCAUGCUUGUCGUAAGAGGCGACUUAAAGGGAUCGGGGGGUUAGGCUCGCUGA